Molecule: messenger RNA, 3406 nt
Organism: Homarus americanus (American lobster)
Lineage: Eukaryota; Metazoa; Arthropoda; Malacostraca; Decapoda; Nephropidae
Product: WD repeat-containing protein 55-like
Exons: 8
Coding region: 87-1499 (470 amino acids)
Molecular function (GO): protein binding
Source: RefSeq, a predicted model, not a curated record
UUCGCACUUCAGGAGGACCCACGUGAAGCUCUCAAUGUAAACAAACUCGCACCUCUUACAUGUUGCUUCACUAAUUACCCAUCAAAAUGAGGUCAUUCAUCCCAAAUUUUGAGGAACCCCCAGAAUCUGACGACUCAGGGGACGAGGUCCCUGUAGGGGGAGUGUUCCAGAUGGUUGCUCUGGAUAUUGACGCUGACGACCCCACCGAAGACGACGACACAGACCAUCAAGACAACAACAUGGCCGGUGUACAUACAGAUGGUGAUGACUCUCACAACCCCCGUGAUGAUGACGCUAAUGAUAAUGAGGAGGGUGACAACAUGAGUGAGAUUGACAGUUCUUCAUGUUCAGACAGUUCGGACACUUCUGACAGUUCCGAGACAGAAGCAACGAUCGAGGAUAUAUUCGGAGUUAAACCAUCGUUGGAGGCACAGCGCAACCAUCCGCCGGACCUGGAAACAGACUCUGGCAUUGUGGACGUUUGCUUUCACCCGAACAUCGAACUGCUCUCUGUUGCAACCAUGGACGGAGAGGUUAUGAUAUAUCGAUACAGUCGGGAUAGUGUCGAAGAGGUAACGCGAUUCUCACAUCACAAGAAGCCCUGUCGAACUGUUUGUUACAAUGGAGACGGCACCCUUCUCUACACUGUUAGUAAGGACAAGUCACUGGCUGUCAUCGACACCCAAAACUCAGCAGUCAAAGAACACAUAAAAGAUGCCCACGAGUCGCCUAUAUUCAGCUUCCUUCCCAUCGAUGAAAACUUAUGUGCCACGGGCGAUGAUGACGGAACAGUCAAGAUCUGGGACUUGAGAAAGAAGAAUUCAAUCUUCGACUUCAGGUGUGGUGAACAAGCCGUGUCAUCUCUUAUUACAGAUGAGAGUAAAAAGAUUCUAGUUGCUGCAGUUAAUGAUGGAUCAAUUGCUGGAUUCAAUAUCAGGGGAAAGCAGUUGGAGACACAGUCAGAAUUCUACGGAAGUGAGAUGACGUCCCUCGCCUUGGUGCGGAAUGACACACGUUUGGUCGUGGGGUCUGGAGAGGGAACACUCUUCAUCUUCAAAUGGGGAGAAUUUGGCUUCCACAUUGACCGUUUUGCUGGUCAUCCAGACUAUAUCCACUGUAUUAUCCCCAUCACUGAUCGUAUGAUGCUGACAGGAUGUGAAGAUGGCAAUAUCAGAGCCGUGCACCUCUAUGCUCAUCGCUUCGUGGGGGUAGUUGGGCAACACAAUGACUUUGGAGUGGAGAACAUGUCAGUGUCCAGUGACGGCUCAAUCCUGGCAUCAUGUUCCAUGGAUGAAGUUGUGCGCUUUUGGAACAUCGAAUAUCUUUAUAACACCGAAGUAGAUGAUCGCAAGAAGGGUAAAAAGAAACAAAAUCGAGGGUUCAAUCUGGAGUCUUCAAAACGACGCAACAAAUUUGAAUUUUUUUCAGAUUUUCCUGAUGUUAUGGAAUCAGAUGAUGAAGGUGGCCCAGUGGCAGGACCCAGCCAUACCAUGGAAUGAAGAGGUGGUCCCCAACACCACCACUCACAUUAUUUUUUAUAUUUUAUAUCAAAUGUUUCUUGUAUUGACAAAAUUAGUGUCACUUUAUUUUAUAUUUAUAUUCUAUAUCUUUCUAAACUGACGUACAUUUUUUUUAUUUAAUAAUGUUGUAGUCAGAUUUUUCUUUUGUAUUAUGUGUGUACUGGUGCUGGGCUCAUAGUCAACCUGCAGGCAGAUAGUAUGAACACUUCCUCUGUGUUCUGUACAGUGAUAACCUGCUAGAUAAGGUUCCUCCAGCCUUUGUGAUACAGGUGAUCAUGGUUCAAAUUUCUAACAGUUAAAUGACAAAAGUAAGUUUUUGCCAUCAACAGUCUUAUUUCCCCGUUUUCUUAUUUUUUAUUUGUGUUCUAUGAUGUAAUGUGAAUACUGUCAUCAAACGUAUAAAAUGUUUAUGUACUAAUAUUGUGAAAAUAGAUGAGAAAGUAGUACAAUAUUGUAAAGAUAAUUUUACAAAGUGAGGGUUUGGUUGUCAUGGCCAGGCAUGGCAGCUCACAAUGUUAGUGACUGACUUCACACAGUUAAUGUCUGACAAGUCCUAUGACAUAAAUAAAUUUAAAAUACAUUUUGUAUUACUGUACAGUAUAAUUACAGUAUACUCCAGUAUAAUACAGUUUAUAUUCUAAUUAUCAUAAAUACAGUAAAGUUCAACAACACAAGACUUCACUUCACCAGAAAUCUAAAUAUCCAGACUCUUCCAGGACCUGUCUCUACUUUUUGGGGAAAAUCAGAUAAUUUUGAAGUACAGCACUGUAAUGUAUUCUGUUUUUGUUUAAAAUUACUGUAGUUGGCCAUCAAAUUUUUACUGAACUGUUUAUAUUCAUUGUAUUAUCUUGUACCCCAGGAACAUUACCCAGAAAAUGCAUCAUUUGAAAAUCCAAUUUAGUCUAGUUGAGUGGAGGUUGACUAUUCUGUACUAAACAAUAAUCCUUCCAUUAGCCGGGAUCUUCAAUCCCUGGAACUCUUCAAUAAGAGGAAAAAUUUCUCCAUUCUGGGCAUGGGAACGAAUUUCCAAGGAUUGCAUCAUUUGUACGACUCGGGGAUACAUGCCGGGCACAUGGUUGGUUAGGCUCAGAGUGCUCAUGAGCUACAAUUGGCCACUAUUGUCAUGUGACAGCAUGGGAUGGCUGAUACAUCUUGCAGCCCAUCUCCUCAUACUCUUGCAUCAUGACUCUCUUAGUUCAUUGUUUACUGCCAUUGUACAAGCUUGUUCACUCGCUCACUGCUGUUUUCAUAUAUGAUCUGUGUUGUGCAAUAAUGUACAUUACUGUAUCAGUAUAAUUAUAAUCAGUCAAGAAUACUGUUAAAGCAGUGUUAGGAAAUAAAAAGUGUGAUGCUAACUGUCUGCUACUAGUUGGCUGUGGUUCCUGCACCAGUCGUGCAGUUUGUGCAUUCUUCUUUUUGUUGACAUCAGAUUGUGUCAGAAGUACAGUAUGGUGUACAGUAAUUAGACAAAUUUAAGUAUCUUUUCAUUUUUAAAUACUGAAUAGUGAAUCCAGGGUAGCCAUUUUUUAUAUUAAAAUAUAAAAUUCUUCCAUCAUAGACAUAAUGAAGGUGUCUUUGGAAAGAAUUAGCAGCACUUUAUUUUUGUAAGGGUACUGUACAUUGUUCUUAGUGUUGUUGAUUUUAAUUACUUAUUCUCAACUUCUGCUAAACAUACUUGUACAUAGAUUAACAUUUAGUUAUUAUCUUUGGUCAUACAUUUAGGUCAUUUAUAUUCAGGUUCUUGUAUGGAACACAUGUAUAUACUGUACUGUUUAAGAGAUCAGUAAAUUUCUAUUAGUAUACGGUAGACUUUAAGGUCUUCAGAAACCCAGAUUUUUUGUGGAAGUUUGUGGAGUUUGUUUUAUGUAAAUGAAUUAUUAUUGUGU